CACUGUUUCUCUCAGCCGUCCCCUUCUUCCACUUCUUAUCGCUCUCUCUCUCACACACACACACCCCGACCAUUGCCUGAUCUCACUCUCAGCACUCACUUUUUCCAUCUUAUUUGCGUUUAAAAUGCCAAUCAACAGAGACCCUUCUACUCCCCCGCCCAUGAUCGGCAAGAUCGGUCCCUACACUGUCUUCGUUACCCCACCUUCUACCCCUACACCCACUGACCCACCACUUUUUCACUCUCCCGUUAAGGCCGUGGCGCCUCCUCCGGUCCAGCCGCCACCCCAACAGUUUCACGAGUCUUACGUUGCCUCCGAUUCUGAUGGAUCCAUCCGGGGUUUUUUUAAAAAUGCCGCAUUUAAGGUCCAAAAUGCUCAUUCAAGCUUGGACGACCAUUUAGCUCGCUGGUUUGGCUUAAAUCAGUCCAAGUAUCAGUGGGCACUGGAUGAUUAUUAUGAGAACAAGGGAUUGCUAAGCAGAUUAUAUAUGUUCAAAAGAUGUCUUAUUGGAGUCCCAGUUUUUACCAAAUUAUGCCAUGGCAAGGGACCAUUUAUAACUUUUGGAGUUGCUUCAGUCACGUGAAAGUCUGUGUAAAUCUCCAGGCUUUUCUUGUUGUAUCAACAUUUUUUUUCUGGGGUAAUGUACAGAAGUUCAAAUUUGAUCUGUGGUUUAUGUAUUUUAUCUUGUUUUCGGGAAGUUUUUUAGUUAUAUUA
This is a messenger RNA of Hibiscus syriacus, 714 nucleotides long. RefSeq lists its product as uncharacterized. Bases 125 to 583 code for a protein of 152 amino acids. The transcript has 3 exons. Lineage: Eukaryota; Viridiplantae; Streptophyta; Magnoliopsida; Malvales; Malvaceae. The record is from RefSeq and is a predicted model, not a curated record.